Laccaria bicolor S238N-H82 is the source of this 993-nucleotide messenger RNA. RefSeq lists its product as uncharacterized. The coding region runs from base 1 to 993 and encodes 330 amino acids. The transcript has 11 exons. The record is from RefSeq and is a predicted model, not a curated record. NCBI's taxonomy places the organism in Eukaryota, Fungi, Basidiomycota, Agaricomycetes, Agaricales, Hydnangiaceae.
AUGCAUAUUUUUGAGGUAACUCUUGGCCCUCUUUUGCUGGGCAUCUUUUUUAACACCUAUCUCUAUGGCCUACUGACAUUUCAAUAUGCAUCGUAUUACAAUACUGCAUUCAACGACGCGUUAUGGAUUCGAUUAAUCUACCUCGCUUGGGUCUAUGCUGUAGAUGACUUUGUCAAUCCCUUAGCUUUGGCCAGUACGUUUCUACCGAACUUGUCCGCGGUCGAGGUUGAUCCUUUCUGUAUGUCAGGACCUGUUUGGCCUUACCCAGCAUGGGUAUUUGUAGCUACGGUCACGGCUUGCAUAACGCAGGUGUUUUUGGCAUAUCGGAUCCUCAGGCUUAAAAAGAGCGUUGCGUUAUACGCUACCGUGUUGGUUCUGGCUGCUGCCGCUUUUAUUUUUGGCAUUAUCUUCGGCGUCAAGGUCUGCAAUGUCAAAACGUAUGCCAUCGUUUCACAACGACUGAGUCUUGUCUUCGGCGCUGAUUUCAUAAUGACUAGCAUGAUGGAAACAGGGGGAAUGAGCUCUCUGAUAUCUGUGUGGCUUUGUCUGGAGGUCGGCGUGAACGUCCUGAUUACUGGUAUCUUAUUGCAUUCACUUUCCCAAUCACGAACGGGAUUUCAGAGAUCUGAUAGUAUAAUAAACCGUCUUAUGCAGACGACGGUACAGACAGGACUCUUGACCAGUGUUGUGUCUGUUCUGACGUUGGUUUUAUACCUUGCCGAUAGGGACACCGAGUUCUACAGCUUAUUCGGUGUACCAAUCAGCCGCUUGUACAGCAAUACGCUCAUGCACACACUGCUUUGUCGAGAAGAGCUACGUGGGAUGAUUGGUCUUCCUGGAGAGUCUACCCAUAUAACAUUGACGACCGAUAACAUCCAACUUUUCGUUCGCAAAGAGAUAGAGACGGAUGUCCAUAUUGACGAUUCGGAGUUGGCGAAGGCGUCACCGAGCGUUGUGGUCUGGCAUAGCGAACAUACAAUGGAGGAAAAGUGA